GUCAUUUCGUCAUUCCACUUCUCUCUCUCUCUCUCAUAUAUCUCUCUGUCUGGUUCUCUGUCUGUCUUUCUUUCUUCGCCGCCUCGUCAAGUCUCGUUUCCUCAGUAGCCGGCUCCGAAAGCCCUAACCCAUGCCCAGUUCCUCAGUCUCUGCGCCGACGAACUGACCAAAUCUAUUCGAAUUUCAAGGAUGAUUUGCUUCCAUGAUGCUGUUGUGAAGAAAACAAUUUGUCUUGUCUGCACCUGUUGCAACUGAUCAGUGGAAGUCUGGUUUAAAUUAUCUUUUAGGAGAUGGAUCGGCGAGAUACGUCAGGAUUUGUUAGCGGUGGUGGGAUGUGCUCUUUUAGAGACAUCUAACCUUUAGUUUUUGUGUAUAAUUUUCUUCAGCCCGGAAGUCAGGCAGACUGUUCUAUUGGAAUUUAGUUUAGGUUUGUACAUAGCUAUUGCAUUAAGGUAUAACUUAAUGGGUGACAGGUUCCAGAACUUGGGUUUUGCUUCUAAUUAUUCUUCAAAUGCGUUCAAGAUUUUGGGGAAUUCAAUGCAAGUUGGGGGUCCUGGAGUUGAAUAUUGCACAGAUACUACUUUACGGCUUAACUCCCCUAGUUCUUCAGUCCCUUUGUUGUCAAGCUCAAAGGGAACUAAACGAAAGUGGAGUUUGAUUGAUUCAUUUAUGGGCCAGCAAGUUGGGCUUGGGCUUGGGCUUGGGCGUUCAUCAAGUUCCUCAGACAGCAAGGGGAGUUCAGCAACUGCUUGCACUACAAUGUCUUCAGCCAAAGAAACUGAUGAGGAGUCCUCGAUGGAUCUGGAAUUGGACUUCACAUUGCAUCUUGGCAGUGACAAGGUGCCUAGUCCAAAGAAACAUGGUACUUCAAGUCUGAAAGUAGUGGAAUUGCAGCCCAAGGUUGAUUUGGAGUUGAGCCUCUCAACUGGGCCCUCUGAAUCUGAUAUCACCAAUAUCCAUCGUAGUUCCACAUCAGUUCAAUCUGGAAUGGAGAUGCCACAAUCAGUUGGUGGGGCCCAAAGUGCAGAUGAAGGUUCAACUUCAUGUCGCUGGAAACCAGGUAUUGUUCUGCGACCAUUGCAGACCUCACCAAGCCCAGGGAAUAGCUUCCUUUCCAAACAGGUGCCAGAAAGUAUUGAUGCAGCUCCCAUUUUUCCAGACCUUUCAUCUAGUGUAAUAACAACACCAAAAAGCUCAGUCACCUGUACUUCCGGGAUAACAAAGCAGCAACGGACGACACAGCAUCGCAUCACUAUUUCGAAGACAUGUCAGAUUGAAGGAUGUGGUAAGGGAGCUAGAGGUGCUUCUGGCCGCUGCAUAUCUCAUGGUGGUGGUCGUAGGUGCCAGAAACCAGGUUGCCACAAGGGUGCCGAGGGCCGGACUGUGUACUGCAAAGCCCAUGGAGGUGGUCGUCGAUGUGAAUUCCUUGGGUGCACAAAAAGUGCAGAAGGACGAACAGAUUUCUGCAUUGCUCAUGGUGGUGGUCGGAGAUGCAGUCAUGAAGGUUGCACUCGAGCUGCCAGAGGAAAAUCAGGGUUGUGUAUCAGGCAUGGUGGUGGCAAGAGAUGUCAAAGAGAAAACUGCACAAAGAGUGCAGAAGGCCUCUCAGGCCUUUGUAUUUCACAUGGAGGUGGUCGCCGUUGCCAAGCUUCAGGAUGCACAAAAGGGGCGCAAGGGAGCACAAUGUUCUGCAAGGCACAUGGUGGUGGAAAACGAUGUACUGCUACAGGGUGCACCAAGGGAGCUGAAGGGAGUACACCUUUCUGCAAGGGCCAUGGAGGGGGGAAAAGAUGUGCAUUCCAAGGUGGUGGGGUUUGUACAAAGAGUGUUCAUGGAGGUACCAACUUCUGUGUGGCACAUGGGGGAGGAAAGAGAUGUGCCAUGCCUGAGUGCACUAAAAGUGCUAGGGGACGGACUGACUACUGUGUACGUCAUGGUGGGGGCAAGCGAUGCAAGUUUGAAGGUUGUGGCAAGAGUGCACAAGGCAGCACUGAUUUUUGCAAGGCACAUGGUGGAGGAAAGAAGUGUUCUUGGGGCCAUCCAGGAUCAGAAUAUGGCAACCAACCUAGCGGUCCUUGUCACUCAUUUGCAAGGGGAAAAACAGGUCUUUGUGCACUACACAGUGGUUUGGUGCAGGAUAAGAGGGUUCAUGGAGGCAUUACCAUAGGACCUUUGGUUCAGGACCCUGUAUUUGGGAAACCAGAGAUAAUGAAAGAGGUGGUUGUUGCUGAGGACAUGAAUGUUGAUGUAAUGAAAAUGGGAAGUAGCAUAGAGAAAUCAGUAGGUGGAACCUGUAUUGAUUUGAAACAGUUUGGUCCCUUCAGUGGUAGUUUCUCGGUUGGGGAAGGUAGGGUGCAUGGGGGAAGUCACUUUAUCAAAGUUGGUUCUGUUCUCGGCACAAGCAACAGCCACAACCAGUGUGUUAUUGGUGAUAUGUCUGAGCCAAUGAAAUCAUUCAUAGUGCCUCAGAACUGGAUGUAAGUAGACCGCUUCACUCCCUUUGUUUAUUGCUAUCAGUAGUUUGGCAGAGUUUCCAAAGUUUCUUCACUAUGUCUGUGUCAUUUGGUAUUGGGUUUGUUUGGUGCUUUCUUAUCUUCAGAAAGUUCUCUCAUUUCAUUGGUUUCUGAUGGAGAGAGAACCCAUAAGUGCUUUCACAUCCUUAUGUAACAUCUGGGCAAUCAAGAGUAGGAUCUUAUAUAGUUUAGGCAUUUAAGUUGGGUCUUUCAGUGUUCUUUCCUGUAAAUAUAUUUAUAUAUUUUUUUCCUUUUUAAUUUUGUAAAAGUCCAGUAGUUUGUUGUGAACACAGGUUAUACCACCUGUUAAGGUCGUUCAGUCUGUCAGACAUUCUGGCUAUAAUAAAGCCUUUUACUUGGGGGUACUAUUUUGCUUU
Molecule: messenger RNA, 2890 nt
Organism: Ziziphus jujuba (common jujube)
Lineage: Eukaryota; Viridiplantae; Streptophyta; Magnoliopsida; Rosales; Rhamnaceae
Exons: 2
Coding region: 463-2481 (672 amino acids)
Source: RefSeq, a predicted model, not a curated record